AUGAACUAAAAUUAUGAGAAGUAUGAUGAAAAUUUCUAAAUGAUACAAAAACUUGAGGAACGCAAGAUUAAACAAAUAUUUUCUGAUAAUCUCUCCUUGUCUACACCAACAUUUCUGAACAAUUAGCGUAAAUAAACGGAUAUUCAAUAUAUUCACAAAGAAAGAGCCAUCUUGGAUGUGCGUUUGACUAAUGUCAUUCAACUUGAUCUUUGUCAAUUCCACUACAUUGAAGUGCCUUUAACUGGUCACAAAAAGCCUCUUGUAAUUUAUUUCUAAUUCACCGAUUAAGCCAAAAUGAAAUUUUACAUCUCAAGUCAUACCAUCACUCCGAACAGAUUCAACAAUGAGGAAUCUUUCGAAAGAAAACAGAUUCUGAGAUAUACAGAAUAGGGUGAACACAUAAUCUUCACAUAACGUUGUUUGUAUCUGGCAAUCUUUUCUUAAUAAGCUACCACUAUAUAUGCCAAGGCUUCUUUCGGAAUCAAACCACAACAGCAGCAGAAAAUGGAAACUGAGUCCAAAUUAAGACCAUCCACUGGCUAUCAAUUCACUAGGUCAUCCUAAUUCUUCUUCACCAGGAAACCCUCCAAAGAUUUGAUAUCACUUAACAAGAAUAUUGAAUAAUAUUAGCCUGAUAAAAUUAAACUUUAGCAGAACCUGAGAAGAGUUCAAUCGGCUAGAAAACUAUCAGAAACUUUACAUAAAAAAAGAUAAAUAUUCGAGGAAAAGAAAGAAACCUUGAGAGAACGGUUCGAGUUCUAAGAGAAAAAAAAGAUACUAAAAGAAAUCAUUCUAUAUAGAAAUAAUAUCGAUAACUUUUUAAAAUUCCAAUAGAAAUUAUGGCUUCAGAAUCUCUACUUUAUCUAAUUGGUUUCCAUCAUUAAAAAGAGAUAUUAUGAUAAUAUCAUUUUUUAAUUCAAACAAUCCAUCAAAAAAAGAAGGCAAUACAGAGUUCGGUAAGGGUUAUAAAGAAUGCUGUAAAAGUCAGGGAAAGAUAUUUUUCAAAGAACAAUCUUUCAAGGUCUUUUAAUUUUAAGAAUGCUAUCGAAAGUUAAGGAAAAGGGGGCUAAAAAGAAAGCCAAAAGAAUGGUGUAUACUUUUAUGAUGAGUUAUGGAUAAAUUGGUGAAAUAUUUUAAAAAACCUAUCAAUUCAAAAGAAGAAUGAGGAAGAUCAUAGAAGUGUAUAGAAAUUAUCGAAAGAAAGUCUAAGCAUAUGCCAAUAGGAUUAUCAUGCUUUGGAAUAAGUAUUGGAAUCAAAUUUAUAUGGAAAUAAAAAAGGAAGAUUAGGAAAAAGUAAAAUAGAUUAAAGUCUAAAUGUAAAAGACUAUAAUUAACUAUCAUAUUGAAGAGGAAAUUGUGAAAUCACCAUAUCUAGACAUUAAGGUAUAAGGUGUAAUUGUAAAUAACUAUUAUAAAGAAAUUAAGAAUUUAUAUGUAAGGAAAUGGAGGGUUUUAAAAAUUAAAGUAAAGUCGUCUAAGUUUUAAACUUUGAUGGCUACUUAAGCAUUUGAUAAGAAGAAUGAAUUAUUAUUAUUUACUAUAGUAGAUAAAAGUGUUUUAAAAUAAUUAAUCUAUAAGUAUAUGUAGGAAAAGGGGAUGAUAUAAAGUUUGUUAUUAAAGAAAAAUUGA
This is a messenger RNA of Paramecium tetraurelia, 1629 nucleotides long. RefSeq lists its product as uncharacterized. The transcript has 5 exons. NCBI's taxonomy places the organism in Eukaryota, Ciliophora, Oligohymenophorea, Peniculida, Parameciidae. The record is from RefSeq and is a predicted model, not a curated record.